AAGAAACGCAAAUUGAACGCAAAACGAAACGAAUUGUAACGAUACCUAAACGAAACAAAGUGAAAACGAAACGAUAACAGCAGCGCGAUAACAACGAUAGCUGCGAUAAAAUGCACUCCAGCUCACAAUCGACGCUGAAGCGCACACAGCAGCUGGUGCGGCAAACGAAUGGCGGCCGAGGCGACAUCCUUAGCAGCGGCAGCGAAGUGGUCCACUCCUCCCGCGGUCCGCCCAUCACCACCAACAUCGAUGACUCCAGUCUCCGGUACCGCCAUGAAACGAAACGGGAACGGACCGUCGAGGCUGUAAUUACGGACUAUCCGAGAGGGUCGCCUCUGGGCAGCGCGAGCGGACCCCACGAGCGCACCAACUUUGAGCGUACGGUGACCUUCCAGGAUGCGGCCGGCAAUGGCAGGCGCAUCUCGGAUAGUCGGGCUUUGGUCCCCUCGGGCGGGAACACGACGCAGGCGGGCAGCAGCAGCAGCUACCAGCAGGUGACGCGCAACAAGCGCAUCUCCACCGAAGUGCUGGGCUCCAGCGUGGAGAGCACCAAGACAUCGCAACGCGCACCAAAUGGCCAUCGCCGCGUGACCACGCACAUUGUCCGCAAGGUGACCACGCUGAGCCGUGCCGAGGAGAACGCUCAGCCCGCUGAGGAUCUGCUGCCGCCAGCCAAAAUGAUACGCAGCUCAGAGCUGGAGUAUCGACGCGCUCUGCCCGCCCCAUUGGCCAUUGAGUCGUCAUCCACGCAGCGCAGAGAGAUCUCCGAUAUUGUUGUGGGCAAGGAGGACAACGUAUCCGCACGUGAGGCUUUGCUGCGAUGGGCACGCCGCUCCACGGCUCGGUAUCCGGGCGUGCGUGUAAACGAUUUCACAUCGUCGUGGCGGGAUGGAUUGGCCUUCUCGGCUCUGGUGCACCGCAACCGACCGGACUUGCUUGACUGGCGAAAGGCAAGGAACGAUCGGCCACGUGACCGCCUAGAGACGGCCUUCCACAUUGUGGAGAAGGAGUAUGGAGUGACGCGUCUAUUGGAUCCCGAGGAUGUGGACACCAACGAGCCGGAUGAGAAGUCUCUGAUCACGUACAUCUCGUCGCUGUACGAUGUGUUCCCGGAGCCACCCUCGAUCCAUCCACUGUUCGACAUGGAGUCACAACGCCGCGUGCACGAAUACCGCGAUUUGGCCCAGCAGUUCAUCUACUGGUGCCGGGAGAAGACCGCCUAUCUGCAGGAGCGCUCCUUCCCGCCCACGCUCAUCGAGAUGAAGCGUCUGCUGAGCGAUCUGCAGCGCUUCCGCAGCGAGGAGGUGAGCGCCCGCAAGCGGGAAAAGUCCAAGCUCAUUCAGAUCUACAAGGAGCUGGAGCGGUACUUCGAGACGGUGGGCGAGGUCGAUGUGGAGGCCGAAUUGCGGCCGGAUGCCAUCGAGAAGGCCUGGUACCGCAUGAAUACGGCCCUGCAGGAUCGCGAGGUGAUACUGCAGCAGGAAAUUGAGCGCUUGGAGCGGCUGCAGCGUCUCGCGGACAAGGUGCAGCGCGAAAUCAAGCAUGUGGAUCAAAAGCUAACAGAUCUGGAGACACGGAUCGUGGAAGAGGGUCGCCGCAUCGAGCGGCUGCAUCCCGUCGAUGCCAAGAGCAUUGUGGAAUCCCUCGAGACGGAGAUCCGGCAUCUGGAGGAGCCCAUACAGGACAUGAACCAGGACUGCCAUGUGCUUAACGAGGGCCGCUAUCCCCAUGUGAGCGAGCUGCACAAGAAGGUCAACAAACUGCACCAACGCUGGGCUCAACUACGCACCAAUUUCCACACGAACCUGGUACAGAAGCUGUCCGGUUUGAAGUAUCCCGUCCAUGAGACGACUGUCACGCGUCAAACGCGCAUGGUCGUCGAGUCCCGUCAGAUCGACACGAAUCCCCAUUUCCGCGACCUGCAGGAGCACAUCGAAUGGUGCCAGAACAAGCUAAAACAACUGCUUGCCGCUGACUAUGGCAGCGAUUUGCCAUCGGUAAAGGAGGAACUGGAUCGUCAGCAGCACGAGCACAAGAUCAUCGAUCAGUUCCACUCGAAAAUACUCAAUGACGAGCGCCAGCAGACCAAAUUUACCGGCGACGAGCUCAAUCUCUACCAGCAGCGGCUCAAUCAGCUGCAAAAGGUCUACGCGGAGCUGCUCAGCACCUCGACGAAGCGUCUGUCCGAUCUGGACUCGCUGCAGCAUUUCCUGGGCCAGGCCUCGGCGGAGCUACAGUGGCUCAACGAGAAGGAACAGGUGGAGAUCACGCGCGACUGGGCGGACAAACAACUCGAUCUGCCCUCCGUGCACAGAUACUAUGAGAACCUUAUGUCCGAACUGGAGAAGCGUGAGAUGCACUUUGCCACCAUCCUGGACCGUGGGGAGGCACUGCUCAAUCAGCAGCAUCCGGCCUCCAAGUGCGUGGAGGCCCAUCUGACGGCCCUGCAACAGCAGUGGGCCUGGCUGCUGCAGCUGACGCUAUGCCUGGAGGUGCACCUGAAGCAUGCCACCGAGUACCAUCAGUUCUUUGGGGAGAUCAAGGACGCCGAACAGUGGCUGGCCAAGCGCGACGAGAUACUCAACAGCAAGUUCUCGCAGUCCGACUUUGGCCUGGAUCAGGGUGAGACGCUGCUGCGUGGCAUGCAGGAUCUGCGCGAAGAGCUGAACGGCUUUGGCGAGACGGUGGCCACACUGCAGCGUCGCGCACAGACGAUUGUGCCGCUGAACAAGCGCCGCCAACCGGUGAACCGUCAGGGACCUGUGCAGGCCAUCUGUGCGUACAAGCAACAAGGACAGCUGCAGAUCGAAAAAGGCGAAACGGUGACCCUGCUGGACAAUUCGGGUCGUGUGAAGUGGCGCGUGAGGACGGCCAAGGGACAGGAGGGCUCUAUACCUGGUGCCUGUCUGCUUCUGCCGCCGCCCGACCAGGAGGCCAUCGAUGCUGCCGAGCGUCUGAAGCGUCUCUUCGAUCGAUCCGUGGCCCUGUGGCAGAAGAAGCAUCUGCGCCUGCGCCAGAACAUGAUCUUUGCCACCAUUCGCGUGGUGAAGGGCUGGGACUUCGACCAGUUCCUGGCCAUGGGCCCCGAACAGCGUACGGCCAUCAGGCGUGCCCUGAACGACGACGCAGACAAAUUGCUCAGCGAGGGCGAUCCGAACGAUCCGCAGCUGCGUCGCCUGCGACGCGAAAUGGACGAGGUCAAUCGAUUGUUCGAUGAGUUCGAGAAGCGUGCUCGCGCCGAAGAGGAGAGCAAGCAGGCCAGCCGCAUCUUCACCGAGGAGUGCAUUGCCAUCAAGGGCAAGCUGGAGGAUAUGGCCCGGGAGUUGGAUCAGAUUAUACUGGCGCCACUGCCGCGUGAUCUGGACUCUCUGGAGCAUGUGCUCGAGAUCCAUGGCGACUAUGAGCGCAGGUUGCACUUGCUCGAGCCGGAGCUGAAGCAUCUGCAGGAGACAUUCCGCACGAUUGCCCUGAAGACGCCCGUGCUGAAAAAGUCGCUGGACAAUCUGAUGGAGCUCUGGAAGGAGCUGAACACGCAGAGCGGUCUGCACAAGGAUCGAUUGAAGCUGCUGGAGGCCUCGCUGGCCGGACUCGAGGACAACGAGCAUGUCAUUUCCGAGCUCGAGAACGAGCUGGCCAAGCACCAUGACCUUCCCUCGACGGCCGAGGGCCUGCAGCAGGUGUUCAAGCAACUGACUCACAUGCAGGACAUCAUUACACAGCAGCAGCCGCAGAUGGACAAGAUGAACGAUGCUGCCGAUCAGCUGGGACGCAUGGGUGUGCCCACCAAGGUGCUGGGCGAUCUCAAGCGUCUGCACUCGAACGUGGAGCGCCUGAACACGCGAUGGAGUGCGGUCUGCAAUCAGCUGGGCGAAAGAAUGCGCUCAUGCGAGACGGCCAUUGGGCUGAUGAAGAAUCUCCAAUCGAGCGUGCAAGUCGAGGAAUCAUGGGUGGAUGGCACCACAGAGCGUCUCUCUGCCAUGCCCACGGCCACCUCGGCCUACGAACUAGACAAACUGCUUGGAGCUGCAAUCGAACGAAAACCAAAAAUCGAAAAUGUCAACGUGGCUGGAGGACGACUGAUACGCGAAGCUAAGAUCUACGACAGUAAAUGCCUACGCUUUGUGGAUUGGCUGCUGGAGGCACGUCCAUCGUUCUCGCCGCCACGUCGUGACCUGCGGCCGGCGGACAGCGAUCCGGGUGCCACACAGUAUUAUAGCCAACGUUUGGACAAUCUCAAUACGAAAUACGACAGGUUGCUGGAACAACUGUCGCAGCGGCUGAAAACGGCAAUCGAAGUCAAUGGCAGCGAUGGUCUGCAAUACGCUGAGAGUCUACAGAAACCGCUCAAGACCUUUAGGGUUGACUUCAGUGCGGGCAGCGUGCCAACUGGCGAUGGCCAUGCUGCACGUCCGGAGGAUCUCUACACGACUACCUACAGCACCACACAAUUCAGCUCAACGAAGACAACGAAAAGCUCCUCGAAGAGCAUCUACAGCAGCGACAACUUGGAUGCCGCUAGUCAGGAGUUGGGGGAUGCUUCCCCCGUUCCCCCAAUCGGUACGCAGAUCCAGUUCAAUGAGAUCCGUACGCUGAAGCGUUCCCAGCAACUGGGCGGCAACUCGGUGCUGGAUAUUGCCGGUAUACGCGAUCCACUUACGGGCCGUGUCCUUACCAUUGGGGAGGCCAUUCAGCUGCGCAUUCUGGAUGUGCGCACCGGCGAGAUGCUGGUGGGCGAUCGUCGGAUCACCCUGGAACAGGCCGCCGAUCAGGAACUGAUUGAUGCCCAGCUGGCCAGGCAGCUGCUGCAGCCGGGAGCAGGACGCGAUCCCAGCGGAAGGGAGCUGUCGCUGCUCGAGGUGAUCCAGCGCGAGAUCAGCGAGGCAGAGUCCGGCUACGAGACGGCGGAGAAGCGCAUCAAGGUAAACAGCGUAGUCACGACGGAGGCGGUGGGAGUGGGAUCUCCCGAGAAUCCCCGUAAUAUUGCCGACGCCAUUUCCGCGGGGAGUGUGGACACCAAGACGGGCCUGUACCGGGUCAAGUCGGGGCAGACCAUCAGCCUGGCGGAGGCCUACGAGCGCGGCUACCUCAUCCGGCACGAGUCGGUGACAAUCAAGUCGAAUGCGCUGUGCCUCAGCGAUGCCAUUGCCCACGGGCUGGUCGAUGCCGCCGGCUGGAUAGCGGACCGCAACUCCGGCGACAAGUUCCGGCUGGACUCGGCCAUUGCCAAUCAGCUGAUCGAUGCGAGCGUGCGCGAAGUGGUGGACGCGAAGCGCGACGUGAAAAUAACACUGCAGGAGGCCCUGCAGUCGGGCGUGCUAAACGCGAAGACGGGCCGGUACGUGAACGAGGUGACCAAGGAGAAGCUCACCUUCUCCGAGGCGCGCAGCCGGCAGCUGAUCGUGAAACCCUACACGCUGAAGGACAUCUGUGACCUGAACCUGCUCGACCGGCAGUCCGGCCAGAUCACGAGUCCGAUGCGUCGCGAAAAACUGAGCAUCAUGCAGGCCAUCGAGGCCGGAGUGCUCGACGGCAAUCAGCUGAAGUGCAUCACGAAGCGAAAGGGGGAGCUGGUCACCCUGCAGGAGGCCAUAGCGGAUGGCAUUGUCCUGCCCGCGGAGGGCAAGUACCGUGACUUCAUGACCGGCGAACUGAUCACCAUUCCCGAUGCCGUGGAACGCGGCCUGAUCAGCUCGGUGGCGCAGCGUUCGAUCUUUGAUAUUGACGGGUUCAAGGACCUGCGCAGCAACGACUAUGUUAGCUUUAAUGUGGCCCUCGCGCGCGAUCUGCUGCGGCGCAAGAGCACAGGCUUUGCCUUGGAGACGGCCGGUAGGGAAAAAGAUAAGGAAAAUGACAGGGACAGGGACAGCCAGGGGGUGCCCCUGGAGGUGGCCGUGGGCGAGGGUCUCGUCCGCCAAGAGGUGUACGAGAUGUUCAAUCGCGGUAUUGGCGUUCAUAAUGCCAGCGGCCAGGAGCUGAGCGUCUUCGAUCUGGUCUAUCACAAUCUGAUUGACCCGAAGACGGGCUACCUGCUGGACCCAAAGUCGGGCGACGGGGGGGAGACAGUGCCUUUGGACACCGCCAUCGAGCGGAAGUUCAUUACCCCCGAGGGGGCUCUCCUGCUGAGCAGUCUGCUCAACAUAACCCUCACCACGGAGACGGUGACGCGGACAAUCAAUCGGUAUGUGACGAUCCGCGCUGGCUCCCAGGAGCCGGGCAGCAGCGCAAGCGUAACCGUAGGCGACAGUGUGCUGCUCACCUUCACGGAGGCAGUGCGUCAGGGCUUCAUCGACGAGGACAGACAGCUGUUCAAGGACCCCAAGACGGGCAACAUUUACUCGGUGCAGCAGGCCCUCAACUACGGCCUGCUGGUGCCCGACAGCAAUCAGACAGUUCCGGAGAUAACGAACCGCAAGAAGACCAAGUCGACCAUCACGAUUGUCACCAAACAGAUCCUGCCCGAGGCGGAGCCCAUCAAGCUGAACACCCAGCAAACGCACACCAAGUACGUGGAGAAAUCCGUGGAGAUACCCAUCUCCCAGGAGAUGGUGAGCACCAGCAGCCGCCAAAUGCAUCAGGAGCAGAACGUAACGGAGCGACAGAUCAUGGAACUGCCGCCAGGUGGCUGGCGUCUCAAGGAUGCCAUCGAGCAGCGGCUGUUCAAUCCCGAUUCGGGUGUGUUCCAUGUCCAGGGCACCGAUCGGUUGGUCAGCUUUGAGGAGUGCAUCGAUAAGCAGAUCAUCAACAAUCUGUCGGUCUCUGUGCUGGAUCCACAAAGCACCACACACAGCGACAAGCUCUCUGUGAAGUCCGCCUUCGAGCGGAAGAUCCUGGACAGCUAUGGAAACUACACGAACAGCCGCCAGCAGGUCCUAGGCAUGCGCAGUGCCAUAGACGAGGGCAAGAUCAUACUGGAGACGGUGCCCGCCACGCGGGGCUCAAACCAAAAGACGAUCCUGCGCAUAACGAGGGUGAACAACAUGCCGGAUGUGCUGGAGGUAUCCACCCCGCUGAAGGAUGCACCGCCCAAGUUUCUGGAGGUGAGAACCUGUCAGCGAGAGCUGGCCUCGCCCGAGCCCUUGCAAAUUGCUCCCGGGGCCAUCUACGAUCCGUCCACAGCUCUGGUGAUCUUCACACAGACCGGGGAGACGGAGAACGUCUUUGAUGCGGCCCGCCUGGGACUGAUCGACGAGCAGCUGAUCAAGAUAAUCGAUCCCACCACCCGGCAGGAGAUUUCCGUAACCGAAGCGAUUGCACGCUCUGUCUACGAUCCGCGUACGGCCACCAUACUGAAUGCGGAAGGUCAGCCCGUGGAUUUGAUAACAGCCACUAGGCUGGGACUUCUCAGCGUGGUUGGUGCCCCACUGGUGGCCGCUGAGGGAGCUCUGCGAACCGUGCGCUUUGUCACAGAUCCGCGCACGGGCGAGCAGAUACCCGUGGAGGUGGCCUACGAGCGGGGAAUUGUCUCACGGGAUCAGCGCUCCUUUGACAGCCAACCAUCGCCAGUGCACGAGGAGAGGGAGAAGGACAAGGACAAGGACAAGGUGGUGGUGCUGCAGAAGAUGCGCAAGAUCAUAUUGAAGCCGAGGGAUGCCUUGCGCAAGGGCAUCAUUGACGAGGAGACCUGCCGGAUAAUGGAGGACACUAAAAACUUUACCAGCCCCCAGGGCGAGGUGAUCAACAUCAGCGAGGCCCUGAGCACGGGUCUGAUCGAUGGCCGUCGUGGCCAAAUCAUCGAUCCGCAGAGCAAUCGAGUGCUGAAUAUCCGCCAGGCGGUGGAGCAGAAGAUCAUCGACCCCGAGCAGACGAACCACAUCCUCAUGCCGCUGGCCAAGAGCCUGUCCGUGCCCAGACUGGCCUCGCAGGGUCUCAUCGAUCCGCAGAGCCAGACGAUUGUGCACCCGGAGAGCGGCUAUCCCCUGAGCAUACACGAGGCGAUCGUCUGCGAAGUGCUGGACCCACACUCGCGGCUGCAGAAGCCCGAGAAGUGCACGCUAGAGGAGGCCAUCGAGAAGGGUAUAAUCAACGCGGAUGAGUCCACAUUUGGCUACAAGAACAAGACCCUGAACAUAACCGAAGCCAUUGAGGCAAAGCUCUUUGAUGCCAGCUACGAUCAGCAGAAGCCCAAGGUGGACAUUCCGCCCGUGGGCAUGAUAUUUCCCGUGGCCGUGGAACGGAGUCUGGUGGAGCCCACCAAGGGUGUGGUCCUGUUUCCUUGGGCCAAGCUGAAGCCAGUGCCCCUUAAGCAGGCCGUCGAGGAGAACUUCAUCAUGUCCAUACCGUACGCACCGAAGCCCCACGCCAUCGAAGUGGUGGCCGCCCUGGAGCGAGGCCUCAUCGAUGUGGCAGGCCACACGAUGACUGUGCCCGCCACUGGCGAGCGUCUGUCCCUGCGCCAAGCUCUGGAGACCGGUGAACUUGUGGUGAAGCAUCUAUCUGACUUUGUGGUCACCCAGCGGCCCAUCCCAAAGACAGAGAUCAUGGAGACAGUGCGAGCCGUGCACACGGUGACCACCAAGACCAUUGAACUGAUGCAGGGCUAUGUGCUCGUCUCGAACAACGAGGUGCAGAACGUCCACACGGGCGAGCUGUGCAGCCUGGAGGAGGCCAAGGAGCAGGGCAUCCUGCGUGAGGAAUCGACAACGCGUGAGACAAAGGCAGCCGUUGGCGAGGAUCCCAGCAGUAGCAGCAGCAGCAGCAGAAGCAGCGAUCAGCAGACGGUGGAGGUCGUGGAGGAGCGCACACAGACAGUGGUCGUCAGCUCGGACAGCCACAAGCAGGAGAUGCAGGUGGUCAGCACCACCAAGUCCACAAAAGAGGUGCCAGCACUACCACAAACCCAAUUGGAGACGAAGGAGCCAUCGAAAACCCUGCAGAAUGUCAAGGAUGCUGCCAAGUUGGGUGCCCUGGGAGUUAUUGCAGCCCCCGUCCUGGCGGGCGGAGCCAUCGUAAGCGGUGUCAAGAGUCUCAUCAAGUCUGUGAAGUCUCCCGCGGAAGAUGCCAACAAGUCCAACAAGGACAAGCCACAACAACCUCAAGAGAGCUUCAUUGAACAGGAGCGUCAGCAGCUCCAACCAGUGCCAAGUGAAGUCGAUAGACUCCUGGACGAAACGCAGACAUUUAUCAGUACCACAACUGCCAAUUUCAUAGCCAAUGAGCAGCAGCAGCAGCAACAGCAACAGCCAAAGGAGCAGCCCCAAGUGGAGGUUCCUUCAUCCGAUUCAGAUGUGGAAACGACAAGCACACUGACAACCACAACGGUCACAACCAUAACUACCUCAAAGAGCGCAACGGAAACGACCAGUGAACCGGAGCCAGAUAUUGUGGUGGAAGAAGUGGAGACUGUCCAGGAGGAGAAACCAGUGCCAGAAAAGACGAGGGCAUUGGAAGAGCCAAGGGCAGAGCAGGUUAUUAAGGUAACUGAAACGAUCACAACAGUGACUACAAAGGAGUCUGAUCCAGAACUAAAGGAUGACACGAUCACAACAAAGGAGCCUGUUCCAGAAUUAAAGGAUGCAACUCCGGAGAAAUUGAAGGAGAAGCAAGAACAGCCAGCAGCCGAGACAGAUCCGAAAGCAGCAACUCCAGAGAUUGCACAAAAAGAAACAGUUCCAGAGGUUGCACAAAAAGAAACAACUCCCGAGGCAGCGAAGAGGCAACCCAUUCCCGAACCCACAAAGGAACCUACUCCACAGCCAGCUGAAAAGCCAGAGCCCAAACCGAGAACCGCUCCAAGAGAAGAGGUGCCCGAAUUCGAGCCUCCUUUCGUAGCUCCCUUGGCGCCGUUUGCAGAAGGCCCCACUGACACACAGGCAAAGGUAACCGAAACCAUAACUGAAAUUCAAGAGCAGCAGCCAAUAUCAAGCUCCCAAACUGUGACGACAACUGUAACGACCACAGUAAGAACCGUCGAAGAGCAACCCACGGUUGAGAUCGAAGUGACUGUGCAGCCUGAAGAGAUUGUGGAAGUGCAACAGGUACAGCCAUCCGUUCCAGAGCCAACAAAAGACGAUAAACCCGAUGAAAUUUUGGAAGACUCUGCUGCGAAUGCCACCGAGCAACCUUCUACCAUAGUUGUGGAAGAAAGAGUUGUAACGGUGGAGGAGCCAACUAUCACGGAAUCCACAGUAACCACGACAACAAUUACCACCACCAGCAGCAGCACAACAACAGCAACAACCAGCGAAGAUCAGCAGGAGGAGCCCCAGCAGCAGGUGGAGAUUGUGGUAACAGAAACUGUGAAAGAAAAACCUGUGGAAGAGCAAGAGCUGCCCAUCAAGACAACCGAAACAGUGACCACAAAGACAAUCAUUGGCGGUGAAGAGAAGAAACCUCAAGAACCGGGACAACUGGAGCAAAUAGUUCAGCCCCCGACGACUACGGAUAAGCAUCAGACAGUUGUCGAUUUCAUUGAGGGCGAGAAGACACCAGGAAAAGGCAGCAACAUUCUGCAGAAUGUCAAGGAUGCCGCCAAGCUGGGAGCCCUGGCCAUUGUGGGUGCGCCUGUGCUGGCUGGGAAGGCAUUGGUCGAUGCACUCACAACUACAGAAUCCACCCAAUCCCCAUCCCUUUCACAAAAGGGACCACAAGAGAGCCAGACCCAGACCCAGAGCAGCAGCACAACAACAGUGACGACAGUGACAACUACUUCCACGUUGACUUCGUCGGAGAGUACGCCCUAUGAUGAGUCUCGCGAUGUUGUGGCCGAACCAACAGCUCCAUCAUCAGCAGAGUCAAACAUCAAACGGGAUGUGCCCAAGACACUGGCCAUUGGGGAUGCCAUUUCCCAGAAACUAAUCAGUCCCGACGAGUGCCAGGUGAUCGUGGACGGGGAGCAGCAAACGGAGACAGUGUCCACGCUGCUGCGGGAGGAGCAGCUGAGUCCGCUGGACGAGGUGCAGAUCAUUGAUGACAAACUGAUUGUGCUGCAGCAGAUAUCCUACCUGGUGGACGUGGACACCGAACUGACGGCCGAGCGGCUGAGCGAACUGAACAUUUACGACACGGAGAAUCAGUACUUCAUCGAUCCCUCAACGGGCCAGAAGAUAUCCUUCCAGAGUCUGGUGUUCGACAUGAACAUCUUCAAUCCCGAGUGCAUUUUGGUCAAGAACUUUAGCACGGGCAAGUACGAGACUUUGACGGCGGCUCUGGAGCGUCCAUUGCUGGACAGGCACACCGGCCACAUGGUCGAUCCGAAGACCGGGAAGAAGAUCCCCUUCUUCGAGUGCAUUGCCCGUCAGUGGAUCAUCCGCUCGAAUCCUGAGGUUGAGCGACCGGCGGGCUUCGAGAACGUGUCAAUUGACGAGGAGACGGGCCAUGUGGUGCUGGACGAUGGUCGGGCUUGCUCCAUUGUUGACGCCAUCAACAGUGGCAAGCUGGACAUCCAGUCGAUAUCGGUGCGCGACCCAGUCAGCGGCGAGGUAAUCCCCCUGCGUAUGGCAAUCGAGUUGGGGGUGGUCGACAUGCAGUCGGGCACGGUGAUAGACAUACAGACGCUCAAGGAGAUACCCAUGGAGGAGGCCUUCCAGCUGGGCUUCCUUGUGCCCGGCGCACGAAAGCCCAUCUCCCUGGAAGCGGCCGUGCGCAAGGGUCUCUACGACCCGGAGACGGGCAAGCUCUUCGACUCGGAGAGUCAGAACCAGGUGGAUGUGCAAAAGUCCAUCGAAAUUGGUCUGGUCGAUCCAAAGAUCUCUCUGAUCGUGGACACAAUGACCCAAAAGGAGCUGAAGCUGGACUGUGCCAUCGAGGAUGAUCUGGUGCUGCCGGCCACGGGCCAGAUCAAGGACAGCAAGAACAAUACGCUCGUGCCCUUUGACCUGGGCAUCGAACAGCGUCUGCUGAAGACGGACAGCGUGACGUGGAGCCUGCCGGAAGUGCUGCAGCGGGAAUACUACGCGCCCAGCACCGGCAAGGUGCUGAAUCCCGUCACUGGCGAGGAGAUACUCCUGCAGCAGGCCAUCGAGAUGGGCUUUGUGGAGCUGGAGACGACGCUGGUCAAAGAUGCCGAGCAUGACAGGAUUGUGCCGGGCAAGGAGGCGGCCAGGGUGGGGCUGCUGGACACGGUGCGCGGCACCCUCAGCUCCCCCCACAUGAGCCUCGAUGAGGCGUUCGUCAAGGGCUAUCUGAUCAGCACCAAGAAGCCCCUGUCGCUAGUCGAUUGCCUGCUGCGUGGUCUGUACGAUCCUUUGACAGCCACCUUCACCAUCGACGACGACAACAAGCAGCUGGACCUCAAGUCCGCCAUUGCCCAGAAGCUCAUCAAUCCCGAUGAGCUGGUGCUGCUCGAUCCGAAGACCGAGUCGAUUAUCUCGAUAACCGAGGCCAUUGCCAAGGGCUAUCUGGAUCCCAUUGGGGGCUAUGUGAUUAAUCCGUAUGCCUCCACCAAGCUGUCGCUCCACGAAGCCCUCGAGAAUCGCAUCCUCAUUCCGGCCAAGCGCAAGCGCAGUCUGCCCGACGCCGUCUACCGGGGUCUAUACGAUCCGAAGACGGGCCAAUUCAGCAACACCAUCACGCGGGAGAAGCUCACAACCGAACGUGCCAUUCGUAGGGGUAUACUCGAUCCCGAUUCGACGGUCGUCCGCCUGCCGUCCGGCCAGAUUAUUCCCUUUGGCGUGGCCGCCGAUCGGGGCAUUGUGGACAGCCAGCAGGGCACCGUGAGGGACGACGAGGAGAAGGCGAUUGACUUCAAGGAGGCCUUCGAUAGGGGUGUCCUGGUGGAGGCCAAGAAGCCGCUGCGCCUCAUCGAGGCUGUCGUGAAGAAUGUUUACGAUGAGGUGGACGGACACUUUGUGGAUCCCAAGUCGGGCGAAAAACUGAACUUUGCCGAGGCCCUCGACACCAAUCUGCUGGACGAGCACAGCGUUCAGAUACGCGACUUCAAGACGGGCCUGUACAAGCAGCUGAAUCUGACGCAUGCCAAGGACGCGGGCAUCAUCGAUGCCCAGAACGCCAAGCUGCUGUACAACAACCAGACCAUGACCCUCAAGCACGCCUUCGACAUUGGCAUCCUGAUGGACGUGAAUGCGCCCAUCAGCCUCCAGCGGGCCAUACAUCAGGGACUAUUCGACGACAAAACCGGCAAGCUGAGCGAUCCCCGCAGUGGUCGACAGAUCACGCUGCUCGAGGGCAUGCGCAGCUUCGUCAUUAAUCCCCAUCUGCCGUGCUACUUUGACGAACAGACAGAGCAACUGUACAGCCUCAGCGAGACGUGCCGCAUGGGCAUAAUUAACCGCAGGGAGGGGGUCUUUAGGGAGCCGGACAGCAGUAGUUUUGUGAGUCUGGGGGAGGCCCUCAGUCUCGGCCUGAUCGUGGACAUUGAGAACGCCGGCUUUGGGCUGUACGAGCUGCUCUCCAUGGGCUUCUACGAUGUGGCCACGCGUAAGGUUCGGCAUCCGGUGACCGGCCGCAAACUGAACCUGAACGAGGCCUGCGUCGAGGAUGUGGUCAGCCUGUCGUCCAGCCUGGUCAAGCACCACGCCACGGGCAAGUAUCUGCGGCUGGCCAAUGCCAUCAAGGAGCAGCUGAUCGACGAUUCGAGGGGCUGCUAUAAUCUCGGCAGCUCCGAACAGAUCGAUCUGCAGACAGCCCGGGCACGGGGUCUCAUAGUUUCCAACCGUCGCCUGCUCAGCCUCGAACUGGUGCUCCGCCAGCAGCUGUAUCGCCCCGAAACGGGCAAAUUCUGUGAUCCCACAACGGGUGAAUAUCUCGACCUCAUCGAGGCCAUUCAUGCAGGGUUCAUAGAUCCCGCGAGCACCGUGUUCAAGAACCAGCUCACCGGCAAAGAGCUGCCCCUAACCGAAGCCAUCGAAAACGGAGACAUCGACGUGUCCAAGGGCCGCGUAUUUGAUCCCAAAUCGAAAUCUGCCUACAACUAUGAUGUGGCACUCGCGCGCGGUAUACUCGUGACCAUCGUGCGUCCUCUCACCGAUCGCAGCGAGGUUGUCCGUCGACAGGACAGCGUCGAGCUGCUCGGCCAGACGCCCGUGAGCGUUGUGAUCAGCAAGCCGCGCGAAAUGUCUCUCGAUGAGGCCAUUCGGUACAAUAUAAUCGAUCCCAAGACGGCGCUCGUGCGCGACUUUGAUAGCUUCAAAUUCCUGCCCUAUGCGGUGGCCCAGGAACGCGGUCUCGUCGACACCACCAAGCGCACACUAGUCGAUCCGAAGGCCCUUUACUUUGCCUUCGAUCCCACGCUGAUUGUUUAUGUGCGCGAGCCGGUCACCUUUGACCAGGCGGCCGAGUCCAAGAGCCUGGAUUUGGCAACCGGAAUGCUAAGCUAUGUGCCAGCCGGAGGAUCCGCCAGCAACAGCAGUGAUGACAGCGCAAACGAUUCACUGACUGUCAUCGAGACGCCCAGGGUAUACACGCUCAAGGAGGCCGCCAGUGCGGGCAUUGUGGAUCCCGAUUCGGCCCUGGUUAAGGAUCUGGCCAAGGCGAAGCUAGUGCGACUGCCAGAGGCCUUCCGCAAGGGCCUCAUGGAUGCCAACAAGGCCAAUGUGCUGAACACACAAACCUCCAAGCUGUGCACCCUGCAGGAGGCCUACGAGAGCGGCCUGAUCUGCACACCCAAGCGGUCGUUCGGUCUGCUAGAGGCCAUCACCUUCAACCUGUACAAUCCCACGAACGGCUGCCUGGUUGAUCCCUUCCAAAUGCAUCCCGACAUCAUUCGACGCAAGAAAUUCACACUGGCCGAGGCCAUUGCCUCGGGCCUGGUGGAUCCCUCCUCGACAGUGGUGCGUGAUCCCAGCUCUGGGGUCAUCCUGCCACUGGCGGCUGCCAUUGGCAGCGGCCUGAUCGAUGCCACCGCGGGCCGCCUGACCAUCAGCGAUGCCCAAGAGCCCAAGCAGAACAUCGAUCUGGUCAGGGCUGCCGAGAAGGGUCUGCUGCUGCCAGCCGAACAGAGGCAAGCAGUAUUCGAAAAGUUCAACAUGUGCGAGGAGAAUGUCAAUGAUCUGCUGAAAUGGGUCACCUCCGUCGAACAGAAAAUCUCAAGUGUUGGAGGACCUCGCGAGAAAAUCGAUGAGCUACGCAACCAGAUCAAUGCCCUCAAGCAAAUCAAGGACGAGAUCGAGUCUCAGCAGCGACCGGUAGCCACUUGCUUGGAACAAAUCAGGCAGAUUGUGCUCACUGGCGGCGAUGUCCUAUCCGCCCCAGAGGUGACCACUCUGGAGAAUUCCGGACGGGAGCUGCGAUCGCGCGUAGAUCGUGUCAACGAUCGCACAGUGCGUCUGCUGCGUCGCCUGGAGGCGGGCAGGGAUGAGCUCACGAAGCUGCGCAGCGAACUGGAUGUGUUCUCCGACUGGCUGCAAAUGGCCAGGCGCACACUCGAGGACAAGGAGCGCUCGCUGUCGGAUCUGACACGACUCGGUUCGCAGGCGGACUCCAUCCGGGAGUUUGUCAGCGAUGUGAUUGGCCAUCAGGCCGAUCUGCGCUUUAUCACCAUGGCCGCACAGAAGUUUGUGGACGAGAGUAAGGAGUUCCUGGGCAUUCUCAACGAUUUCCGCACUUCGCUGCCGGAGCGUCUGCCCCAUGUGGAGCCGCUGGCCAGUGCCGAGAGUCCCAUACGGCAGGAGGUGUCGCUCGUGUCCGCCCAGUACAAGGAUCUGCUGAAUCGCGUGAAUGCACUGCAGGAUCGCGUCUCCGGCCUUGGCGGACGCCAAAGGGAGUAUCAGGAUGCGCUGGACAAGGCCAGCGAGUGGCUGAGGAGCGUGCAUCCGCGCGUGUCUCGGCUCAUCUCCGAGCCGAUUGCCGGCGACCCAAAGGCCGUCCAAGACCAGAUGAACGAGGCCAAGGCUCUGCACAACGAGCUCCUCUCAAGCGGCCGCCUGGUGGACAACGCCCAGCAGGCGCUCGACAACCUUCUGCGCAGCCUCGGCGGCCAGCUCAGUCCCAUGGAGAUCAACCAACUGGAGCUGCCCAUCGCCGACCUCAAGCAGAGCUACCAGCAGCUGCUGGACAACCUGGGCGAGCACUGCAAGAAUCUCGACAAGACGCUCGUGCAGUCGCAGGGCGUGCAAGACGCCCUCGAUAGCCUAGGUGGCUGGGUCGGACAGGCGGAGGACAAGUACAAACUCAACCUGCGCCCCGCCUCGCUCAUCAAGGAGCGCCUACAGGAGCAGAUACGCGAGCACAAGGUGCUGCUGGCCGAUCUGCAGUCGCACCAGGCCAGCAUCGACAGCGUUCAGAUCUCGGCCAAGCAUCUGCUGGCCAGCGCCUCGAAUGCGCGCAUCGCCAAGAAGGUGGAAGCCAAUCUGAACGACGUCACCGGCAAGUUUGAGAAGCUCUACGAAAAGGUGAACAAGCGGGGCGAGUUCCUGGACGAUGUGUAUGGCCGCCUCAGCCGGUAUCUGGACGAGAUCAGCACCGUGGAGCAGCGCAUGGGCAGCCUGCAGGAGGCGCUGGACAGUCGCGAGACCAGUCUGCUGUCCACCGAGGAGCUGGCCCGUCGCAUGCACGAUCUGUCGCGCGACAAGGAUCAGCUGGCGCCGCAGUUUGAGGAUUGUGUGCGCCAAGGCAGGGAUCUGAUUGGUCUGCGCGAUGUCACGGACACAGGAGCCCUGCGGGAUCGCAUCAAGGCCCUGGAGUCGCAGUGGCGCAACAUCAACAUCAGCAUCGAUGAGCGUGCGAAGCUGUCCAAGCAGAAGGCCGAGCAGCAGCUCGCCUACGAGGGACUCAAGGAUCAGGUGCUCUCCUGGCUGGCCAGCACGGAGGCGCGCGUCAACGGUCUGCCGCCGGUGGCCAUCGAUCUGGACCGCAUUCGGCAGCAGCACGACGAACUGAAGCCCAUAUGCAAGGACUAUCGCGACUACGCGCCCACCAUUGACAAGAUCAACGAUGUGGGAGCGCAGUACGAUGCCCUGAUUCGGCCCGAGAGCCCCGCCCGCAAACGGUCCACGUACAGCCCAAUCAAGCGGACGAGCCCGCUGCGACGCAUGUCCGGAGCAGAGCAGAACGCGAGGAGCCCCAGCCCCACCAAGGGAGGCAUUCUGUCGCCACUAUCGACUGGUUCCAGUGGAUUCGGUAGCCGCAGAUCCUCUCAGGACGGUUUCCAGCUGUCGGAGCUGUCGCCCGUGCAGCAGCAGCUGAGCGAGAUCAACAAUCGCUACGGGCUGAUUGGCGUGCGGCUCAACGAUCGCCAGCACGAGCUGGACAACCUGAGCGAGGAGCUGCGCAAGCAGUACGAGAACCUCAAGGGGCUGGCCCAGUUCCUCGAUCGCAUUCAGCGCCAGGUGCCCAAGGAGUCGGUGUCCAACAAGGAGGAGGCCGAGCGCUGCAUCAAGCAGGCGCGCAAGAUCCUGGAGGACAUGUACGAGAAGCAGAGUCUGCUGGACACCACCAAGGCCCAGGUCAAGGACAUACUGCGACGCAAAUCGGAUGUGCCCGGCGCCGAGCAGCUGCGCCUCGAAAACGAUAGCAUCCAGGAGAAGUGGAAGAAUCUCAACGACAUCUGCAAGAACCGCAUCGCCUUUGCGGAGAAGUUGCGCGACUUCCUCGACACCCACGGCAACCUCAAGGGCUGGCUGGAUAGCAAGGAGCGCAUGUUGACGGUCCUGGGACCCAUCUCCUCCGAUCCACGCAUGGUUCAGAGCCAGGUGCAGCAGGUGCAAGUGCUCCGCGAGGAGUUCCGCACCCAGCAGCCGCAGCUGAAGCAUUUGCAGGAUCUGGGACACGAUGUGGUCGACCAUUUGGCCGGCACACCCGAUGCCCAGGCAGUCGAGAUUAAGCUCAAGGACAUUCUCGGCAAGUGGGAGGAUCUGGUGGGCAAGCUGGACGAUCGGGCCAACAGCCUGGGCGGCGCCGCCGACAGUUCCAAGGAGUUCGAUGCGGCCGUCAAUCGGCUGCGCGAGGCCCUGCAAAACAUCAGCGACAGCCUGGACACCCUACCUCUGGAUGGAGAUCACCAGGAGAAUCUGCGCAAGAUCGAGAACCUGGAGCGACAACUGGAGGGCCAACGGCCGCUCCUGGCCGACGUAGAACAGUCGGCGGCCACGCUCUGCAACAUUCUCGGGGAUCCAGCCUCGCGCGCCGAUGUCAAUAGCCGCGUGGCUGCCCUGGAGAAGCAGUAUUUGGCGCUCCAAAAGAAGCUGGACACCAAGAAGGCCGAGACAGAGGCCUCCCUUCGCGAUGGCCGUCACUUUGCCGAGAACUGCUCCAAGACCCUCGGCUGGCUGUCGGGUGAGCUUUCGAACCUGAGCGAUCGCCUGCUGGUCUCGGCCCACAAGCCGACGCUGCAGCACCAGAUCGACACGCACGAGCCCAUCUACCGCGAGGUAAUGGCCCGCGAGCAUGAGGUAAUUAUGCUCAUCAACAAGGGCAAGGAUCUGUCUGACCGGCAGCAGGAUCGCGGUGUAAAGCGCGAUCUGGAGCGCAUCCAGCAGCAGUGGGAGAAGCUGCGUCGCGAGGCCGUCGAUCGGCACACGCGCCUGCAGACCUGCAUGGAGCACUGCAAGAAGUACUCGCAGACCUCGGAGACAUUCCUCGCCUGGCUGCGCACCGCAGAGGACAAGCUGUCCGAUCUCACGCCCGGCGUGCUGUCCAAGGCGAAGCUGGAGACGCGACUGCGCGACCUGCAGACCUUCCGCAGCGAGGUGUGGAAGCAUUCCGGAGAGUUUGAGAACACCAAGGGACUGGGCGAGACGUUCCUCAGCAGCUGCGACAUCGACAAGGAGCCCAUCAAGGCCGAGCUGCAGGAUAUACGCGAUCGCUGGGAGCGCCUCAACAACGACCUCAUUGCGCGUGCCCACGAGAUUGAGAACUGCUCGCGUCGCCUGGGCGACUUUAACGAUGAGCUGCGCAAUCUGGAUCAUUCGCUGGGCCGUUGCGAGGAUCGCCUCGCCGCCCACGAUGCUCUGGGUGGAGCUGCCAAGGAUCCCAAGCUGCUGGAGCGUGUCAAGGCCAUACGCGAGGAGCUGACAAAUCUGAGCAAGCCUCUGCAAUCGCUCAAGGCUCUGGCCAAGGACAUAAGCGCCGAGGCUAGAGCUGCCGGUGGCGAUGCCGAUCAUCUGACCAACGAAGUGGACGGCCUGGCCGAUCGCCUCUCGGAGUUGCAAGGACGCCUGGAUGACCGUUGCGGCGAGCUGCAGUCGGCUGCCACAGCCGUAUCUCAGUUCAACGAGCAAAUGAAGAGUCUGGGCAUCGACCUGAACGACCUGGAGACGGAGAUUGAGAAGCUGUCGCCGCCCGCACGCGAAAUCAAGAUUGUGCAGCAGCAGCUGGACGAUGUUGGCAAGAUUCAGAACAGGCUGGACCGCCUGGUGGGUCGCCUCGAAGAUGCCGAACGUGCCGCCGAUGUCCUGGUGGAUGCUGGCUUUGCCGCAGACACCACUCAGACGCGCGAGCAAAUCUCCACGUUACGCAAGACGCUGGGACGCCUGGACAAUCGUGUGAAGGAUCACGAGGACAAUCUGCAGGGCACGUUGAAGGCCCUGCGCGAGUUCUACGACAACCAGUCGCAGAUCCUUGACGACAUCCAGGACGUCAGUGAGGAGUUCAAGCGCAUGAAGCCGGUGGGCUCCGAGCUGGAUCAGAUACGACGCCAGCAGGAGGACUUCCGUCAGUUCAGAGAGCGCAAGGUGGAGCCGCUGGCCCUCAAUGUGGACAAGGUGAAUGUGGCCGGACGGGAUCUGGUGCGGUCUGCCGGUACCGGAGUCUCGACCAGCACGAUCGAGAAGGAUCUGGAGAAGCUGAACGAUCGCUGGAAUGACCUGAAGGAGCGCAUGAACGAGCGCGACCGUCGCCUGGACGUGGCCCUUUUGCAGUCGGGCAAGUUCCAGGAAGCCCUCGCCGGCCUCUCCAAGUGGCUGAGCGACACCGAGGAGAUGGUGGCCAACCAGAAGCCGCCCAGCUGCGACUACAAGGUGGUCAAGGCCCAGUUGCAGGAGCAAAAAUUCUUGAAAAAAAUGCUCCUCGAUCGCCAGAAUUCCAUGGGCUCCCUGGCCAAUCUCGGCCAGGAGGUGGCCAACCAUUGCGAGCCCUCCGAACGGGCGUCCAUCGAGAAGCAGCUGAACGAUCUGAUGAAGCGAUUCGAUGCCCUCACGGACGGUGCCGAGCAGCGCGAACAGGACUUGGAGGAGGCCAUGGAGGUGGCCAAGCGGUUCCACGACAAGAUCAGUCCCCUCGAGGUGUGGCUGGAUGGCACGGAGCGUGCCGUCAAGUCAAUGGAACUGAUACCCACCGACGAGGAGAAGAUACAGCAGAGGAUACGCGAGCACGACCGCCUGCACGACGAGAUUCUCGGCAAGAAGCCCGACUUUACCGACCUGGCCGAUGUGGCCGCCCAGCUGAUGCAUCUCGUCAGCGACGAGGAGGCCGUUAAUCUCGGCGAGAAAGUGCGCGGCGUCACAGAGCGCUACACCGGACUGGUGGAUGCCAGCGACAACAUUGGCGCCCUGCUCGCCGAAUCCCGCCAGGGACUGCGUCACUUGGUACUCAGCUACCAGGAUCUGGUGGCCUGGAUGGAGAGCAUGGAGAACGAGCUGAAGCGCUUCAAGUCUGUGCCCGUGUACGCCGAGAAGCUGCUCGAGCAGAUGGACCAUCUGCUGGAGCUCAACGAGAACAUUGCCGGCCACGCAUCGAAUGUGGAGGCCACCGUGGAGUCUGGGGCCGAGCUGAUGAAGCACAUCUCCAACGAUGAGGCUAUUCAGCUGAAGGACAAGCUCGACUCGCUGCAGCGUCGCUACGGCGAUCUGACCAAUCGCGGGGGGGAUCUGCUGAAGAGCGCCCAGAAUGCCCUGCCGCUGGUGCAGCAAUUCCACGAGGCGCACAACCGUCUAGUCGAGUGGAUGCAAACCGCGGAGACGGCGCUGGCACCCAGCGAGCCCCGUCAGGCGGAUGUCCUGCGACUGGAGGGUGAACUGGCCGACAUGCGUCCCAUUCUGGACACCAUCAACCAGGUGGGACCGCAGCUGGGACAGAUGUCGCCCGGCGAGGGAGCGGCCACCAUCGAGAGCAUUGUGACGCGCGACAACCGGCGCUUUGACUCCAUCGUGGAGCAGAUUCAGCGCAAGGCCGAGCGGCUGCAUUUGAGCAACCAGCGGGCCAAGGAGGUGACCGGCGACAUUGAUGAGCUGCUCGAGUGGUUCCGCGAGAUGGACACCACGCUGCGCGAAGCCGAUCAUCCGGCCAUGGAGCCGAAGCUGGUGCGUGCCCAGCUGCAGGAGCAUCGCUCGAUCAACGACGACAUCUCCAGUCAGAAGGGACGCGUGCGCGACGUCACUGCUGCCUCGAAGAAGGUGCUGCGGGAGUCGCCGCAGAGCGAGAACACGGCCACGCUGCGCGAGAAGCUGGAUGACCUCAAGGAGAUCGUCGACACGGUGGCGCAGCUGUGCAGCGAGCGACUGGGAAUUCUGGAGCAGGCUCUGCCCCUGUCGGAGCACUUUGCCGACUCGCACCAGGGCCUCACCGCCUGGCUGGACGACAUGGAGCAGCAAAUCUCCCGCCUGAGCAUGCCCGCUCUGCGUCCCGACCAAAUCACACUGCAACAGGACAAGAACGAGCGUCUGCUGCAGUCCAUUGCGGAGCACAAGCCGCUCCUGGACAAGCUGAACAAGACGGGCGAGGCACUGGGUGCGCUGGUGGCCGACGAGGACGGCUCAAAGAUCAACGAGAUCCUCGACACGGACAACGCCCGCUAUGCCGCCCUCCGGCUGGAGUUGCGCGAGCGCCAGCAGGCGCUGGAGAGUGCUCUGCAGGAGUCCAGUCAGUUCUCCGACAAGCUGGAGGGAAUGCUGCGUGCCCUGGCCAACACAGUGGAUCAGGUGAACCAGUUGGAUCCGCUGUCCGCCCUGCCGCAGAAGAUACGCGAGCAGAUCGAGGACAAUGACGCUCUGAUGGAUGACCUGGACAAGCGACAGGAUGCAUUCAGCGCUGUGCAGCGGGCGGCCAACGAUGUCAUUGCCAAGGCGGGCAACAAGGCCGAUCCGGCCGUGCGCGACAUCAAGGCCAAGCUGGAGAAGCUCAACAAUCUGUGGAACGAUGUGCAGAAGGCCACCAAGAAGCGCGGCAGCUCGCUGGAUGAUAUCCUGAGCGUGGCCGAGCCCUUCUGGAAGCAGCUCAACAGCGUGAUGAAGACCCUCAAGGAUCUGGAGGAGACGCUCUCCUGCCAGGAGCCGCCGGCAGCCCAGCCGCAGGACAUCAAGAAGCAGCAGGUAGCACUGCAGGAGAUCCGCCAUGAGAUCGACCAGACCAAGCCGGAGGUCGAGCAGGUGCGCCGUCAUGGCAGCAACCUGAUGAACAUGUGCGGCGAGCCCGACAAGCCCGAGGUGAAGAAGCACAUCGAAGACCUGGACAAUGCCUGGGACAACAUCACGGCGCUGUAUGCCAAGCGCGAGGAGAACCUCAUCGAUGCCAUGGAGAAGGCCAUGGAGUUCCAUGAGACGCUCCAGAAUCUGCUCAAGUUCCUCACCAAGGCCGAGGACAAGUUUGGCCAUCUGGGACCCGUGGGCUCCGACAUUGAUGCCGUCAAGCGACAAAUUGAACAACUCAAAUCGUUCAAGGAUGAAGUCGAUCCGCAUAUGGUGGAAGUUGAAGCAUUAAACAGACAAGCUGUGGAACUGACGGAACGCACUUCACCCGAGCAAGCGGCAUCCAUACGGGAGCCCCUGUCGGUGGUCAAUCGUCGCUGGGAGGCUCUGCUGCGCGGCAUGGUCGACAGACAGAAGCAACUGGAGCACGCCCUGCUCCACCUGGGUCAAUUCCAGCACGCACUCAACGAGCUGCUGGUCUGGAUCGACAGGACAGACAGCACUUUGGAUCAGUUGAAGCCGAUACCCGGGGACCCACAACUGCUCGAGGUUGAGCUGGCUAAGCUGAAGGUGCUGGCCAACGAUAUACAGGCGCACCAGAACUCAGUGGACACGCUGAACGAUGCUGGACGGCAGCUGAUCGAGACGGAGAAGGGUUCCGUGGAGGCGUCGACUACGCAGGAGAAGCUUCGCAAGCUGAACAACGAAUGGAAGCAGUUGCUGCAGAAGGCCAGCGAUCGCCAGCACGAGCUGGAGGAGGCACUGAGAGAAGCGCACGGCUAUAUAUCCGAGGUCCAAGACAUCUUGGGAUGGCUGGGCGAUGUGGAUGCCGUGAUUGGAGCUAGCAAGCCAGUGGGCGGCCUCCCAGAGACGGCCACCGAGCAGUUGGAGCGCUUCAUGGAGGUGUACAACGAACUGGAUGAGAACAGGCCCAAGGUGGAGACGAUCCAGGCCCAGGGCCAGGAGUACAUCAAGCGCCAGAACCAGAUGAAGGUCUCCUCCAGCAAUCUGCAGCACACGCUACGCACGCUGAAGCAGCGCUGGGAUGCUGUCGUCUCGAGGGCAUCCGACAAAAAGAUCAAGCUGGAGAUUGCCCUCAAGGAGGCCACAGAGUUCCACGACACCCUGCAGGCGUUCGUCGAGUGGCUGACGCAGGCCGAGAAGCAGCUAUCGAAUGCCGAUGCUGUCUCUCGGGUUCUGGAAACGAUCCAGACACAGAUGGAGGAGCACAAGGUGCUGCAGAAGGACGUGAGCACACACCGUGAGGCGAUGCUGCUGCUGGACAAGAAGGGCACACAUCUCAAGUACUUCAGCCAGAAGCAGGACGUGAUCCUCAUCAAAAACCUGCUCGUCUCCGUCCAGCAUCGCUGGGAGCGCGUUGUCAGCAAAGCGGCGGAGCGCACCAGGGCCCUGGAUCAUGGCUACAAGGAGGCGCGUGAGUUCAACGAUGCCUGGAGCGGCAUGAUGCAGUAUCUGCAGGAGACCGAGCAGGUCCUAGACCAGAUCAUUGAGGAGGCCACCGCCUCCAAGGAGCCGCAAAAGAUCAAGAAGUACAUUGCCAAGCUGAAGGAGACCCAUCGCCAGCUGGCUGCCAAGCAGACGGUCUAUGACGGCACCAUGCGCACCGGCAAGAACCUCAUGGAGCGGGCGCCCAAAGGCGACCGGCCCGUGCUGGACAAGAUGCUGCUGGAGCUGAAGGAGCAGUGGACUCGCGUCUGGUCGAAGAGCAUCGAACGCCAGCGCAAGCUGGAGGAGGCCCUGCUGCUGUCGGGCCAGUUCAGCGAUGCUUUGGGCGAACUCUUCGAGUGGCUGAAGAAGGCCAAGAGUCGCCUCAACGAGAACGGACCCGUCCACGGCGACCUGGAGACGGUCCAGGGCCUGUGCGAGCACCACAAGCACAUUGAGCAGGAUCUGCAGAAGCGGGCCGCUCAGAUGCAGGGCGUGCUGAAGACCGGACGCGACCUGGAGCGAUCGGGCAACAAUCCCGAGGUGGGACGACAGCUGGAUGAGCUGCAGUCCAUUUGGGAGGAGGUGAAGAGUGCCGUCGGUAAACGCGGCGAGCGCCUUCAAGUGGCCCUGGUCGAUGCUGAGAAGCUGAAUGCCCGUGUUCAGGCUCUGUUCGACUGGCUGGAUCAUGCCGAGCACAAGCUGCGGUACGCCAAAAACGCCCCAGACGAUGAGAAGGUGUCGCGCGAGAUGAUGGACAUCCACGUGGAGUUCAUGAAGGAUUUGCGCGUGCGCGAAACCGAGAAGACGGAGACGUUUGAGUAUGCCGAGGACAUCAUUGGCAAGGCCUAUCCGGACGCCAUUCCCAUCAUCAAGAACUGGCUGUCGAUCAUUCAACAGCGCUGGGAGGAGGUCCGCCAGUGGGCCAUCAACCGCGAGUCCAAGCUGGGGCUGCACUUGCAAUCGCUCAAGGAUCUGGACGAUAACAUUGAGGAGCUGCUGGCAUGGCUAACAGGACUCGAGGGUACUCUGUUGAACCUGAAGCACGAACAGCUGCCGGACGAAAUUCCGCCGGUCGAGAAGCUCAUUGAGGACCAUAAGGAGUUCAUGGAGAACACGGCCCGCCGCCAGAAUGAGGUAGACCGCGCCUGCAAGCCGCGCCAGCUGCCACCCGGUGCUCGGAAGCCAUCCCGCAGCGGCAAGACGCCAGUCUUCAAGGGCUCUCGCGACCAGGGACUCAAUGCCCGCAAGGGAAGUCGUGUCACGCCCACACGUGACACGCCCGACAGAGAUCGCCUGCCGCACUACGGCCCCAGAUUCUCGCCAAGCUCCACUGGACCCGAACUUGAAUUCCGCUCGCCACGCGCCAAGCUUCUGUGGACCAAGUGGCGCGAUGUCUGGAUGCACUCAUGGGAGCGCCAGCGUCUGCUCAAUGAUCAUCUGCUGUAUCUGAAGGAUGUGGAGCGUGCCCGCAACUUUAGCUGGGACGAUUGGCGCAAGCGCUUCCUCAAGUACAUGAAUCACAAGAAGUCGCGCUUGACGGAUCUGUUCCGCAAAAUGGACAAGGACAACAAUGGCAUGAUACCACGCGAUGUCUUCAUCGACGGAAUACUCAACACGAAAUUCGACACAUCUGGUUUGGAAAUGAAGGCCGUGGCCGAUCUCUUCGAUCGCAAUGGCGAGGGCCUCAUUGACUGGCAAGAGUUCAUUGCCGCCCUGAGGCCCGACUGGCAAGAGCGCAAGCCUGCCAACGACUCGGACAAGAUACACGAUGAAGUCAAGCGCCUGGUCAUGCUCUGCACGUGCCGACAAAAGUUCCGUGUGUUCCAAGUGGGCGAGGGCAAGUACAGAUUUGGAGAUUCACAGAAAUUGCGCCUGGUUCGCAUCCUGCGCAGCACUGUUAUGGUGCGCGUGGGUGGCGGCUGGGUGGCCCUGGAUGAAUUCCUGACGAAGAACGAUCCUUGUCGCGCCAAGGGACGCACUAACAUUGAGCUGCGCGAACAAUUCAUAUUGGCCGAUGGCGUCUCGCAGAGCAUGGCCGCAUUCACGCCAAGACGUUCCACGCCCAAUGCAGCCGCCACUGCCACAUCCUCACCCAAUGCCCAAAAUGGCGGCAGCUCCAACUUGCCUCCAUAUAUGAGUGGACAGGGUCCCAUCAUUAAGGUUCGCGAGCGAUCCGUUCGCUCCAUUCCCAUGUCGCGGCCAUCGCGCUCGUCCCUCUCGGCCAGCACUCCCGACUCUCUGAGCGACAACGAGGGCAGCCACGGCGGACCCUCGGGACGGUACACACCGCGCAAGGUCACCUACACGAGCACACGCACAGGCCUCACGCCAGGAGGCUCUCGUGCCGGCUCCAAGCCCAACUCACGCCCGCUCAGCAGACAAGGAUCGAAGCCACCAUCGCGACAUGGCUCCACGCUGUCGCUGGAUAGCACGGACGAUCACACGCCCUCACGCAUUCCGCAACGUAAACCGUCAACGGCAAGUACCGCCAGCGGCACCACGCCACGCCCAGCGCGACUCUCGGUGACGACCACCACGCCAGGCAGUCGCCUGAACGGCUCCAGCACCAUCACCCGCAAAACCGCCUCCGGCUCGGCCAGUCCAGCACCCACAAGCAACGGAGGCAUGAGUAGAUCAUCCAGUAUACCAGCACUAACAGGCUUCGGCUUCAAACCAAUUAGGCGGAACAUCAGCGGAAGCUCGACACCGUCGGGUAUGCAGACACCGCGCAAGAGUUCGGCGGAGCCGACAUUCAGCUCGACCAUGCAUCGCACAGCGCGCGGUACCACACCGACGGAGAAGCGCGAACCGUUCCGGCUCUAGAAUGGAGAAAUGAGGAUAAAUAUGGAGACGAAGAAUGCCAAUAUUUAAACCAUACACACAACAAACAAACUUAUGUACUAACUACGCACUGAUGAUGUUCUAAACUGAAAAUCCCCUCCCCAAUAAUCGUGAGAUAGACUACAUUAGCAAUGAAUGUAGCACGGAACACACACACACAGCACAGAGUUCUGUAGAGACUAACAUUUAAGUGCCCCCCGAAAGGAGUUGAUGAGCGAGACAAUUUAUAGACGGUUAUACCACUUACGAGUAUAAUAUAUAUUUUGUAAAAGACACAUAAUAUGUAUGUAUGUAUGUAGAGGAGAUGUGUAAAACGCAGACAUACAUAUAGCUAGCACACAAAGUUGAUCAGAGAAGCAACCAACCUACUUACGAGUACUACUAAUACAAAUACUACACUACCUUUUGCUACUACUAAUUUGUAAUGUCCACUAGCCCCCUCCCUAUUCACUAGUUAUACAUGUUUCCAAAAUUAUAAUUUGUAUAUACUUAUAAACGAAACGACGAGAAAACAAGCGUAAAUUAAUAAAAAAUACACUCCAAGUGCUCCAAGGCAAGUAAAAGAAUUACAAAAAUUAAAUCUAAAAUAUUAAAAAAAAAAAAACAAAAAAUGAAUCGAAAAAUAUUUAGAAAAAAAUAAAAAAUAUUCGAAUGAAAUGUCGGAACCUCUGUGGCAAACCUUUCUGUGUCUAUGUGUCACCAUCGAAAUCGCCAGUUUGAUGGUCCACUAGCCAGCUAUAGGGGCGUGGCAGAGGUGGUACGGCCAAAAAAAUAACUAAAACGCAUUAAAGAGAAAAAAUUUGAUUUUGUUCUGUUAUUAAACUAAUA
Molecule: messenger RNA, 27353 nt
Organism: Drosophila obscura
Lineage: Eukaryota; Metazoa; Arthropoda; Insecta; Diptera; Drosophilidae
Gene: shot
Biological process (GO): intermediate filament cytoskeleton organization; wound healing
Cellular component (GO): intermediate filament; cytoskeleton; cytoplasm
Molecular function (GO): calcium ion binding; structural molecule activity; microtubule binding
Source: RefSeq, a predicted model, not a curated record